AUGGGGCUCGAUGGACCCUGGCUCCUGGAGCACACAGCUACUAGUCCAGUGUGGAGAGUCUCAUAUGACUGUGUGGAGAAGUCUGCAGGGAGACACUGUGUCUAUGAUUCUUCCUCCUUUCCCUCCUCUUCCUGGGGUCUGGAGGUGAAGUGUUCAGACUCGGUGCGUCUGGUCUCGGGGCCCAGUCUGUGCUCAGGAUCAGUGCAGAUCUGGGACCAGUCCUGGACCUGGGUCUGUGAAGGGGCCUUGGACCAGCAGGGGGCAGAGGUGCUGUGCAGGGAGCUGGGCUGUGGGGCUCCUUCUCUCCUCCAGGGGGCGCUCUCUCCUCUGGAGCAGACGUUCCACUGUGAGGGCCAUGAGUCUGCUCUGAUGGACUGUCCCCACUCCAGCUCAGAGACCUGCUCCUCUGGAGCCGCUGUCAACCUCACCUGCUCAGAGCCACUCAGGCUGGUGGGAGGGGCCAGUCGCUGUGCUGGGACUGUGGAGGUGAGACACAGAGGAGAGUGGAGACGGAUGGAGCCCGAUAGACCCUGGCUCCUGGAGGACACAGCUGCUGUGUGCAGAGACCUGGACUGUGGCUCUGCUGUUUAUGGAGAAGAGAGAGAGGAUUUUCCACAGAGUCCAGUGUGGAGAGUCUCACCUGACUGUGUGGAGAAGUCUGCAGUGAGACACUGUGUCUAUGGUUCUUCCUCCUCUUCCUCCUCUUCCUCGGGUCUGGAGGUGAAGUGUUCAGAUUUACUGAAUCGUCCGGUCAUCUCUCUGUCUGUGUCUGACGGGGUUUCCGAGGCCCUGCCGCAGGGGGUCCGGGUGCUGCUGGGGUCAAAGUUCAGGGUCAAAUGCUCUGUGGAGCCACAGUACCCGGGAGGCUCCUUCCAGCUCCUCUCUCCAACCGCGCCCCUCGGUCAGAACCACACCCUGCCCGCUGUCAAUCACUCCGCACACUUCCUGUUCUCUGACACUGGCCCCGCCCACAAAGGAAACUACACCUGUGUUUACCACCUGCAUGUGUUCAACCACAGCUUCUCCUCUCAGAGCCCCAGCCUCCAGCUCUCUCUGGGAGCUUCAGACUCAGCCCUGAUCAUCAGAGUCCUGCUCAUUCUACUGUUGAAGCUCCUCUACAUCCUUCCAAUGCUCUACUACUACUGCAAGGUCCGGGCCAGAGGGAGGCGCUAG
Molecule: messenger RNA, 1173 nt
Organism: Periophthalmus magnuspinnatus
Lineage: Eukaryota; Metazoa; Chordata; Actinopteri; Gobiiformes; Gobiidae
Product: CD5 antigen-like
Exons: 7
Coding region: 1-1173 (390 amino acids)
Cellular component (GO): membrane
Source: RefSeq, a predicted model, not a curated record